This is a messenger RNA of Colletotrichum truncatum, 1836 nucleotides long. RefSeq names its product RNA polymerase-associated protein RTF1. NCBI's taxonomy places the organism in Eukaryota, Fungi, Ascomycota, Sordariomycetes, Glomerellales, Glomerellaceae. Gene Ontology annotation, molecular function: RNA polymerase II C-terminal domain phosphoserine binding; DNA binding. The record is from RefSeq and is a predicted model, not a curated record. Gene Ontology annotation, cellular component: Cdc73/Paf1 complex.
AUGGCCGACAUAGAUGACGAGCUUUUGGCUCUUGCGGGAGGCGGCGAGUCCUCAGAUGAGGAGGAGGUGAUGUCGGAGGCGGAGAGCAGGGCGCAAUCCGCAUCACCUCCUCCUAAGGCAGCUGCGAAGAAGUCCGUGGCAAAGAAGGUGAAAAAGCGCACGGGAGGAGACGACUCAGAGGAGGAGGGUGAAGCAUCAUCAGUACCCGGUAGCCCAAACUCGAUAGGAUCGGCCGCGAUGGACGAAUCUGACUCCGAAGCCGAGCAGCAUGGUGGUAGGGCCGCGGAUGACGAUGACGAGGAGGACAAAUAUCCCGUCGACGGUAUGUUUAGGAGUCUUGCCGAGAAAGAGCAGGUUAUGGCAAUGCGCGAGGUUGAAAGAGAGUCGCUGCUCGCAGAGCGACAGGCCGAGAUCGAGCGCCAUCGGCAAAACCGGAUGUUGCGCCAGCUCGUCAGCAAGCAGGAGAACAAGGAGAAGAAGCAAAAGCUCCACAAGCGCAGCGCUGAUGACGCCGACCUCGAAGAUGGCGCGCGUAAGGCGUCGCGCCCCCGCACUGAUGGCAAGACGUCCGCGAUAAAUUCGCUGCUUCUGCGCCGUGCGGAGAAAAGCGACCGAGCACGCCGCAGAGAGGAGGACCGGCAGAAGGGUAACCGUUCGCCUCGCGACGAUGAUUAUGGUGGGCGCGAUGAAAGCGAUAUCGACGAUGACUACGGUGAGCGCAGUCGACGCCGUCGCAAGUCUCGGUCUCCUGAGGAAGAAAUUGUUGCGCGCGAGUUGCCACCACCUGAUAUGCGUGACUUUGAGCGCAUUCGUGUGGGUAAAAGUCGAUUCGCUGAGUACUGUUUUAACCCUGGCUUUGAGUCAGCAAUGAUUGGCUGCUAUGUCCGCAUCAGUCUUGGUCCUGACCCCAAGACUGGAUCUGACGAAUAUCGCAUGGCACGUAUCCAAGCCAUCACCGUCGGCAAGCCCUACGCCAUGAGCGGCCCUGGUGGUUCGUUUGUCACGGAUCAGUACGUACUGGCCGCCCAUGGUAAGGCUGAGCGGACAUUCCCCUUUAUUUUUCUCUCAGACAGACCCUUCACAGAGCGCGAGUACAACCGAUACGAAAAAGUUAUACAGUCUGAGGGCCUCAGUCUGCCAAAGAAACAAACACUUCUUGACAAGAUCGACGACAUCAAUCGACUUGUCAGCCAUCAUCUCACCACCACAGAAAUCGAUGAGCGCAUCCAGCGCAAAGCUGCUCUCAGGAAGAAGUUCGAUCCCAAGGUCCGUGAGCGCCUGGCACAGGAUAUCGAUAUCGCCCGCGCGCAGGGUAACACCAGGAAAGCUGAGGAACUGCAAGAGCAGCUUGAUGACCUCAAGACAAACGUACUUGCGUUCAAGACCAGUCUCAGUGAUGGACAGAGCAAACCGAGCACCACGUCUCAGCAGGACCGCCUGGCAGACAUUAACCGCCAGCGUCGGCUCCAGAACGCUGAGAACGUGCGCAAGGCACAGCUCAAGGAGAAGGCUGAGGCACGUAAGCUCGAGGCCGCACUCGAGAGAGGUGAAGACAUCAAGAACGAUCUCUCGCGACGGCUGCGCACCAAGGCCAAGUUUAUUCACGAUAUCAACGACGCAAAGAAAACUUCCUCGACAAACGGCAGCGCAGCGAGUACCCCUGCCAACGGUACUCCUAACCUCGGAGCACAGAACUCGGGGUCCUUAUUGCCCCAUCUCGCUAAGCUGCAAGCAGCGAACCAGGAGAAAAAGGGCAUCCCGACCAUUCACAAACCCCUUAUGGAUGACGAUAUCAUCGGCGCUUUAGACCUCGAUAUUGACGUUGAUAUUGACUAA